ACACCAGCCACGGGUCUAACGAGUUCGCGUGCACUCGCGGAGGGGCCUCGGAUCGGAUCGUCAAAGUGCUCGCGGGCAAACUCGAAGAAUCGCGAAGGAACUCGCAGCCUGAGAGACCUGAUUAUCGUCGUAGGGACAUCCCCGAGGGACGCGAAGGGGUUCGACGUUGCAGUGCUAAAGAAUUUCGUCGAACCGUCGAAGUGAUCGCAAAAGAGUGGCGCAAAAGUUCGGAUCGCGAAGCACUCGUCAGAGCACUCGGCUUGUUGCGAGGCAGCGACUAGCAUCGCGAGGGAACACGCGUUUCCUGGUGAAGCGAUCGGCUCGAUAGCACCCAGCGCAGCAGUGGUGACCUCGAAUCUCCCACGAGGGCCAAAGUCUGAAGGGCGGAUGCGAUCGGACGGGCGCCAGCUAUUGAGCGGCCUCGCGAGAAUGCACGUGCGUCGCGGCGCUCACCGGGGGUAGGAGACGUUCCGCACCGGAAACAAAUGUGACAUCUCCGAUUUGGUGGCGGUAGCGAAUUCGGAACAAGAAGCAGGGGAUGAAUUCUGCGACGUCCAGCAACAUUUUCGUUGCUGCGUUGUCAUCUGCUCACGUUGAUGCUGGAUAUUCUCUUCCUCUGAAUUUUCCAUUUCGGGAAUCAACGAUAAAAAUUCGAACGUUAUUUUUGUCGUUGCUUGAUGUAUUAAUGGCGCAUAUAGAAACGCUUCGUUGAAACGGUUAUAACAGCGCCAUUAUAUACGUCUAUAAAAGUUUAAUCAUCACUAUGAUUAUUAGAUCCGAGCCGAGAUACGAUGCCGAACACGUGUAUUAACUUGGCGCGCCAUGACGUCGUUAACGCCUGAGGAAAUCUGGAAUCGUUCUACGGUCGUCCGUAUCGUCUCAUCGAUCUAGAUAUGACGACACCGAGGACAUUUCUGGAUGCGAGAAAUAUCAAAUUAGCCUGUGCACCGCUGACGACAUUCUCCCAUCAAGCCGGAUAUGACGGCAACGCAUCAAAACGUCGAUCCCUUCCGCGAAAGUUUCGAAUCGCCGAUGUCCCUUCGUCGAGUCGAUGACGACGCGGAGUGAUUCCACGAGUUCUACGAGCAGGAAGAUUCACAGGCUCUCGCCGUGAUGUUGCCGCCGAGCGUGAUCGACGUGCAGGGCUCGACGCCGCGUGACUUGCUGAUGAGCAGCCGCGGUCUACUGUCGGAGACGAUGUACGCCGAGCUGCGGCCGGUCGACGCGGCGACGUGCCGCGUCGCGAUGUGUCACGACGAGUUCGACGAGACCAUCCGCACCGUCUCGGAGCCGGAAUGCUCGAAGCGAAGGAUCGAGUCGGCUGGGACCGGAAGCACCAGGUCCGUACCGGACGGCCGGCCGCGUCAGGGCUUCUCCAAGGGCUCCGCCUCUCUGCAGAGCCUGGUUCGCCGAAGAAGCCGCAGGCAUGGCGGCAGCGGCGGCGGCGGUGGCUCGUCCCUACCUUUAGAGGUCGAGCUGUGCACGAGGCAGGUCGUCUACCCCGUUUCCUCGGACUUUGCCAAGGACCUCGGCGGUGCUGCGGUGUUUCGGAACGACGAGGAGGCGCAGACCGCGACACCGACCUCGACACUCGUCUACGCGGCCUCCUCGGCGCAACCUUCAACCUCGCGGGGUGACAACAACGGUGUCCAAGACGUCUCUUCGUCGGCCAGCAACGUCGUCGCCAUCACCAACACCGGCAGCAACACUAGCCCGACGAUCGCAGCUGGCCGCUUUGGAAACGCGACGGUCUCGUUGCUGCGGACGAGCGGCAUCGCGAAGCCGGGACCGUCCACGUCUUCCUCCUGGAACAAUUCCGAGCAGGAGAAUGAGUACGUCGUCGAUCCUGUACAGGGCAACGCUUACUACAAGGGGCAGUUUCUGGGAAAGGGUGGCUUCGCGAGGGUCUACCUAAUGACCGACGUCAGUAACGGGAGCCAGUACGCGUGCAAGAUUAUCCCGAAGAAUCGGAUGCAGAAGAUCCACAUGCAAAAGAUCGCGCGUGAGAUCAUGAUCCACAAAGAGCUGAAUCACGUGAACGUCGUCAAGAUGCAUCACUACUUUGAGGACAAUCUCCACGUGUACAUGCUCCUAGAGGCCUGCCCACGAAAGAGCUUGAUGCACGUACUGAAGUACCGUGGUAAAGUCACAGAACCGGAAGCACGUUACUACAUGAAGCAAAUGGUGACCGGCGUCGCGUACAUCCACUCGCAGAAAGUCGUUCAUCGGGACCUGAAACCGGGCAACAUGUUCCUGUCGGACCGGAUGAUUGUCAAGAUUGGCGACUUUGGAUUGGCGACCAGGCCCGACGGUCAACGUAGACGAGUGACGAUAUGCGGCACGCCAAACUACAUCGCUCCGGAAGUGUUGUACAAGCAGGCGUACAGUUACGAGGCGGAUGUUUGGGCGCUCGGCUGCAUAUUGUAUGCCCUGCUGGUGGGGCAACCACCUUUCGAUACUGCCACACUCAAGGAGACCUACGCUAGGAUCUGCAACAAUCAUUAUCGCGAGGUGGACGACAGUAUUGCGAGCAGGAGCGGGCAGGAUCUGAUCAGGUGGCUGUUGCAAUCCAAUCCCGAGCUGCGACCGAGUCUGGAGAGAGUGAAGGAGCACGCUUAUCUGACCAAGGAGUACGUGCCGGUGUCCUUGCCCCACACUUGCUGUUACCAGAUGCCACCGGCGACGAUCAUCGAGCCACCCUCGUCGCCGUCCUCGGUCUCCACCGUCGCCAGGAAUCAGGAAAGCAACAAGGUGCAGAUGUGGCAGCAGAGUCUCGUUCACCCGGACGUCUCAUCCCUGCGUUACCAGCCGAUUCAACCGCAGCAACAGCAGCAGCAAUCGCAACAGUAUCCGCAUCUGCUGAAUCGCUCGCACAAGAGCUUGCAGAAAGAAUUGCAGAAAGAGUCAAAGGUCUCGAGUUGGCUCGUCAGGAAACUGCCCAAGCUGCCUCGAUUCCGGCAACGGCUCAGCAGCGUGCUCUGCCCGGAUCACAAAAAGACCGGUCUCGUGGCGCAAAGCGUGCAGAUGCAUCGCGCUCUGGAGGCAUGCGUGACGGAGAUGAAGCGGAACAACGCGUGUAACCCGCCGACCGUGGACGACAUCGUGCCGCUCUUCGUUACUAAAUGGAUCGAUUAUUCGAACAAGUAUGGGCUGGGUUUUCAGCUAUCCGACAGGUCGGUCGGCGUUCUUUUCAAUGACAACACGAAGAUCAGUUACACUCACGAUAGAAGAAGAGUGGAGUACAUCACAACGGAUGAUGAGAUAACGCGUUAUCAUCGAGAACGAGACGUGCCAGUGCCGUUGCAAAAGAAGCUCGAGUUGCUCCGUCAUUUUACCGAGUACAUGGACGAUUUUUUGACGGAAGGUGGUGAGCUUAAAAAAUAUCGUGCGCCGCCGAGACAGUCAAAGAACGCUUGCGUGCCGCGAAUGAGGCGGUGGCUGCGUACGGACAAGGCCAUCGUGAUGGAGUUAACGGUACCCCUCCUUCAAGUGAACUUCUUCGUGGAUCACACGAAGAUGGUGGUGUCACAGGAGUCCGUGGGUAGGGGUUACUUGAUCACUUACAUCGACACGGGCCGACACGCGUCCUCUUAUUGGCUGAACGACCUGCGUGACCUCGGCUGCACCUCGGAUCUCUACGAGCGCCUCUACUACGUCUGCAAAGUGACCCGCGAGUUCGCCGAGCUGGACAAUAAUACGAUCGCUUGACCCGCAGCGAAUUCUCAAAAGACAUAAAAACUUUGAGGCUUUCGCGGUAGUUACUACUAGCAGUUCUGGUUUUCAGGUUGAAGCUGCUUUCUUUUCUCGGUCACUUUGGUUCCUCAGAAAACAUGUUGCGAUUCCUCCAGAAUCUGCGAAAAGUUAGCGAGAUUUCCCAGCGAGAUCCUAAUCUUGCCCAGGCGAUUAUUCAUAAAAGUUGACAGUGGUAAAAUUUCUCGAAUCGAUAAUUCAUUACUAAUUAUUAAUUCUUGACGACUAAAGUUGCGUAAAAAAUGUAACUACCACGAUUAAUGGAAGGAUCCCCUUACCGAGCUUAAGGGCUAAGGAAGUAGCGGCAAUGCGAGUACGUCACGAUACGUACCGUUACGCGCAUUUCACGGGAGGUCGUAAAUAAGAGUGUCGCGCGUGCAAGUUCGCGAGAAGGCGUGUCGCGCGCGGAUAAAAGCCGUGGUGCGAAUACUCACGUUGAUUUAUGAACCUGCGCCGUUUCCACGAAAUCCAAGAAAGAUCACUCGCAAAAUGGAGAACGCUCGUAAAUGGAGAACAUUACUUUGUAGUGCGCGAUGCUGACUCGGUAAGUUAUCCGUUCUCACCGUACGUAAACAAGUUGUGAUAUAUGUUGCGUUUUACAUCCUAUGAAAAUAUAAAUUGAUCUAUAUAGCGUAAUGUAAUCGAGUUUACGGGGAUUUUUUUAUUCGUACAUUAUGUACGAAAAAAAAUUAAAUUCUGUCGCGCGACAGAAGUCUAAUUAAAUUAAACGAGUUUGAUCGCUCAACCGCGAGAACGUUAUAGCUGCACUUAAAAUUAAACCAAAAGCAAUGCACCAUUUUCCCUCACACUUCACAGCGGCAUUUUUACGCAGAUUUCCUUGCACGAAAAAUGAUCCAACGGACGCGUGAAAUUAUCAGUGUGAUAUACAAACACCGUGAUCGAUUAUCGCAAGAUACGUAUUCAGUGGCCAUCCCUCAUCGCGAACUACGAGACGGUCACAACUUGAGAAAAGUGUCAACUACAUUACUACUACCUCUGUUGAAUAGAUAGCACAGGUAGCCGCUAGUAUAUUUAUUUUUCAUGACGCGGAUCUCCCAAUGCCUGUAUCGCGUGAUUGAUAUUCGAUAGUUUAGCUUCGUCGGAUAAAUCGAGGUAUAGUUUUCGUACAUUUGAUCGUGUGUCAUGUGACGUCUGGAACAAUAGACAUAUUUCCGUAGUCUCUCCUCAGAGCAGUAUAGCUCAGGAAAAGGGAGAAAAAGCUCUUCUUCCGCUAAAAACACGCCGUUAUCGAAGUCUUUUCACUUUAUUGUUAAGACACUGGUUGUUGUAUCGAAUUGUGUGGGCAGGUCGAUGCGUUGUAUAUACGUAAUAAAAGAAGAAUCUCCAUGUGUCUUUUUGAUACGAUUUGCCAUCGAGCGGUUGAGACCAGCUCGAGAUGUUCUCGUUAUAUUAUUCGGUGCGAGGGCACAGAGGGUGCCUCGGAAAAUUCUUAGCGAAUCCUAGUCACGCUCUUUUUCCACUUUUUUAGAUGUCUAAGAUGAGUGGGAUCACUGCCAUCGUUGUUACGCCGUGGUAACGCGUUGCUGCUGUAUCCAGGCUGUUACGUUUGAUAAUUAAUACUAUUUAUUAGCUGCGUUUUUACGCGUACGCUCGUUCAAAGUUUCUCGUCAAGGCGCGAAGGGUUCUGUGAGCUUUCGACGGUAAUUCGUCGCAUAUGCGUGUGGCUGAAGACGCGUCAGGACGGGACAAUUUCCUCGGCAACAAGUAACGGGCGAGUAAUAAAGUUGGAUAGGAAAUUAAGCGUCAGCGCACGUGGGAAAAGUUGGACGUGCAAAGAAAGAGGAAGUGACGAUAGAAGCAAACGCAUCUUAACGCGUCUCGGCUCGUCCGUUUAGACAGGCGCGUCAUGAAGCCUCACGAACUUCCACGUCUCAUUCAUUCAUCAAGUUUUUCUUAUUCAUAGCGACGAUGCGAACGCUUAUCUCUAGCCAUACGUACCAUCGAUGAGAUUUCCAGAUGACAUAAAGCGUUCCCUCACGUGUAUAUAUGUAUGUGUGUGUAUGUGUGGUACGCGUUCGCGUUCGUGUGUGUAUCGCCGACGCGCACUAUCGAAGAAAUUUCUGAGCGACGUAAUUAUAUACUUACACUCCCCGUAUCGUAUGCAUUUUUCCGAAACGGCGCGUGCAAUACUGCGUCCCGCCCGAAUUGUUCCACUUCCUGUCACAGUGUACAUUAUUACCGCUAUUGUAGUUAUUACUAUACUGUAAUGUCUCGAUAAUAUUAUCAUUGUUAUUGCAAUAUUUUUAUUACAAUCAUUAAUAUUAUUUUAUUACAAUCAUAUAUUUUUCACUUUAUCACUCUUUACUGCUACUACCGCCAUUGUUCGCUAUAUUAUCCUCAUAACAAUGACUGCAAUUAUUUUUUUAGUACAAUUAUUCAUUGCUACUUGCUAGAGUAGAGUGAUGGCAAUUAUUACGGCUAGUGUCAGCCGAUACGCGUGUAUAUUCGCGUAUAUACGCUGCGCCACGGGGUGAGAAAGUUUGUCAUUUGCAUCCAAUACGACGAUUUGCGUCGUCAUGUAAGACGCGGUGAUAUUACUGUAUUUUAUUUUUUAUCGUGGUUUUAUAUUUUAUUACGCGCGUUUCAUGCAACGAAGCAGCAAUUUAACACUAAGGAUCUCAGAUUUGUUGCUUUAUUCAUCCUCCGUGAAGGAGAAGUAAAGCGUUAGAUGUCUUUUUAAGCAAGUAUCGGCGUUGCUCCAGUUACGGACAACGGAUCGUGUAAGUUAGAGGGAGGAGAGUGUUGCUAGUGAAACGUUUAAUAAAGCUACGAUUUUGAUAAAG
This is a messenger RNA of Ooceraea biroi (clonal raider ant), 6554 nucleotides long. Its product is annotated as serine/threonine-protein kinase PLK1. Lineage: Eukaryota; Metazoa; Arthropoda; Insecta; Hymenoptera; Formicidae. Gene Ontology annotation, molecular function: protein binding; ATP binding; protein serine/threonine kinase activity. Gene Ontology annotation, cellular component: kinetochore; spindle pole; cytoplasm. Gene Ontology annotation, biological process: protein phosphorylation; mitotic spindle organization. The record is from RefSeq and is a predicted model, not a curated record.